CUCAGCGGCCACAGAGUGCAUCACCACUGCUGCAACGCAAUGCCAUUGCUACCUAGUGCAGACUGGGUGUGUGCUGCAUCGUAGAUCGCAGAAGUCUGGAAGACGCAGCCAGGACACGAACUCGCGCAAUGCGACAGGAUUGCUGCAAACUACGACCAGUGGCUCGCAUCAGCUUUAGACCCUUUUUCACAAGAAAGGCAGCUUGCAGGCAUUCACACAUAUUUCCAUCUUCUCACGUCCACCAUGAACAACAGCCGACGUGACGUGAGCUCCCCGGGCGUCAACACCGCGCUCGCGCCGUGGCUACCCAUCCCGUCUCGCGCUGUCUCGGCCAUCGAGCAUCCAUGCAUCAUCAAAAAUGUUGACAAGGGCAUCACCUCUUUGGGCGGGCCAGUCAAGCUGAGCAAGGGUCUGAGAUCCAGACUGGAGACAAACACCAAUCCUGAUGGUGACGAUGACCUCAAAAAGCUCAUCUCUGUGUCACUGCGGCCAAACGACCCUUUCGCCAAGCGUUUGCUGUCAACGCCGGUAACAACCAACAAUCUACUACUGAAGGUAACAGUGCCCAGGCGAACUGGCAGAAAACGGAAGCGUGGUACUACAGGUCCGUUCUUACCGGAAGACGGACCUGAGGGAGCGAGUAGCACCUAUAUGGAAGCUUCAGACGUCUAUCGAACUUUGCAGGACAAUGCCUCAACAUACCAAGUGGCGCUGGCUGGUAUCGUCGACGAGACCCAUCGUUUUCGAGCCAUGCCGGACUUGCAGUACACAGCAUCUCAGAAUGAUGUGAUGAUCGGUCUCCGAGACUAUGUCUUGCCUGCACGCUAUGCCAGUCUGAAGCAGUAUAACUUGGACACCGCGGCUGGCGCGGACUUCACCAAGAGCGUUGGUCCCUCAGCAGAGUUUCUACAGAUGCCCGUUGCAUUCAACUACAAGUUCCAACAAAACGCUUACGUCAAGUAUACUGAUCAGGGCGCGAUCAACUUGCAAAGACGCUUCCAGUACAGUAGCUACAUUAUUCUCAAGCCUACCGACGAUAAUGUGCCAACAAAACCCAAAUCCACUCUGCAACCAGAGUCAUCCCUUACGCCUUAUCUACAGACGCUUGUUGCCCAAAUCAAGGAUCUGCUGAAAGAACGACCUAUCAUCACGCGCCACAUGCUCUACAACAAACUUGGUUGGGAUAAGCGCACUCGAUUGCGACAAGCCGCUGUGUAUUGCGGCUAUUUCUUCGAGAGUGGGCCCUGGCGAGAGGCACUUGUCGCUUGGGGAGUCGAUCCUCGCAAAAACCCCCUAUACCGAAAGUACCAAACUGUCUCAUUUAUGUCUUACAAGAAACGAGGUAUUGCUAGGCAUCAUGAUGCGUUCGACAAGCACAUCCAGGAGCUGGGUCGGAUGACAGCAGAACAGCUCGAGCAUCAGCAUACGUUCGACGGCGUCCAUGCCUCAGAAACAGGUAACACAUUCCAGUUUUGUGAUAUUACCGAUCCGCUCCUUGCCGGAAUACUGGCAACAAAUGACAUCCGGACAAAUUGCGCUCCAACCUUUCAAGGAUGGUACCACGUAGGCACCUGGGCCAAAGCAACCGUCAUAUUGAAGGACAAGAUGAAUGAAAUCAUAGGCGGUGAGUUACCUGACGAUUCUUUGUAUCAGCGCAUCUGUCAGUGGCCAGAACUCUGGGACGACAAGGAGAUCUAUGAUAGCUACAGAGAUGAGGUCAACGACCGCGAGAUGCAUGGAGCAAGACGACGCGAACACCAAGUCAUGCAUAGCGUCCGUAUUGCUGCAAGGAACCCACGAUACGCGUUUGAGAAGAUGGAGAAGGACACAAUAAGCAGUACAGACGAAAGCCCCGCCACAGCCCUUGCAGAGGACGCAGAGAUUCCCGAAGAUCUGACCGAAUAUCCGGACGACCCAGAUACAGCAGAAGCAACUUCAACUGAGGUUGCAGAGACUGUUGAGAACAGUGAUAGCGAAGACGAUGAGGAUGACGAUGAGGACGAAGAUGAGGAUGAAGGAGAGCAUGGAGAACAUGGUUUAGAUCAGGAAGUUUCCGGGGAAGAUGAGGAAGAAGAAGAUGAUUAUGAUCAAGCGGUCAUUAUGUCUGCACGAGCAGUCUCAGAGGGACCGAUGCCAUUCGGUGGAUUGUACAAAGUAUAGCGGGUUUGAACAGAUUGUAGGCUGUUCAGAGAAUUUCACGGCAGCGACACUUUCACUUCUACCUGAUUCUAUGAGCCAGUCUUAAUCCACAAUGACGAUGUUAUGGCAAACGAUACCGAUGUUCGUGACUGGAGA
This is a messenger RNA of Boeremia exigua, 2295 nucleotides long. RefSeq names its product transcription factor tfiiic complex a box associated subunit sfc1. Gene Ontology annotation, cellular component: transcription factor TFIIIC complex. The record is from RefSeq and is a predicted model, not a curated record. Gene Ontology annotation, biological process: transcription initiation at RNA polymerase III promoter. The transcript is spliced from 5 exons. The coding region runs from base 244 to 2160 and encodes 638 amino acids. NCBI's taxonomy places the organism in Eukaryota, Fungi, Ascomycota, Dothideomycetes, Pleosporales, Didymellaceae.